CAUACAAGCGUCUCAGUUCAGAACAUCACCAUGAAGUGCUUGUUCAUCUUUACCUUGGUAACGGUGGGUGCCCUGACGUGCCCCACAGAGGGAUGUAUGUCAGAAGCUCAUAACGCGAAUCAAAAAUCUAACAGCAAAGACAGCCACGAGUCCCAUGAGGAUGAACACGUCACAACGGUCAAAUCCGUCCCUGUGGCAAUGGAUGCGCAUACUUUUUCCAUUAUCCCAGCCAAAUCUGUCGUCGUUAUUGCUUCUGAGAAACCCGCAACUGUUUCUGAAACGACGAACAAACCAGCAGCUCCCGAGAUGAUUCAUUCAACCCCCCUGACCGCUACCCCAGUUAUCUCGACCAACACAGAUCACAUUCAAUCGAUGAAUGCAACCACCGCUCUGCCAGUAUCUUCCACCCAAAAACCAGCCCUUGUUUUUGCCGAAACAACCAACAAAGCUGUCCCGACUGCAGUUACUGCGCAUCAGAUUAUCACGGCGACUCCGAUGGUCGAAGAAGUAAUGUCGGUGAAGCCUGCCAUUCUUUCUUUGAAUGCUACAGAUAAAUCUGUCAAUGUUACCGUUGAAACAGUUAGCAAAGCAAGCGUCACAACUGCCGUUCCGAUGGCAAACACAAAUGCGGCUAUUGCUGAACAUUCGACUGAAAAACCAACAGUUCAGGUUGUUCCAGAGAUAACCAAGCUUACCACUGCUGCUUUACUCAAUUCCACUGAAAAACCUGCAGUCCAAAUUGUUCCAGAGAUGACCAAACUUACCACUGCUGCUGCGCAAAAUUCUACUGAAAAACCUGUAGUUCAAACUGUUCCAGAGGUUACCAAGCUUACCACUAUUGCUGCAAUAAGUUCUACUGAAAAACCUGCAGUCCAACCUGCUCCAGAAUUGGCCAAGCUUACCACUGUUGCUGCGGUAAAUUCUACAGAAAAACCAGCAGUCCAAAUUGUUCCAGAAUUGGCUAAGCUUACCACUGCUGCUGAAAUAAGUUCUACUGAAAAACCUGAAGUCCAAGCUGUUCCAGAGAUGGCCAAGCUUACCACUGUUGCUGCGGUAAAUUCUACUGAAAAACCUGCAGUUCAAACUGUUCCAGAGGUUACCAAGCUUACCACUAUUGCUGCAAUAAGUUCUACCGAAAAACCUGCAGUCCAACCUGCUCCAGAAUUGGCCAAGCUUACCACUGCCGAAACUACUGUUGCUGCGCAAAAUUCUACUGAAAAACCUGCAGCCCAAGUUGUUCCAGAGAUGGCAAAGCUUUCCACUGUUGCUGCGGUAAAUUCCGUCAAUUCUACUGAAAAACCUGCCGUCCAAACUGUUCCAGAAAUGGCCAAGCUUACAACUACUGCUCCGCAAAAUUCUACAGAAAAACCAGCCCAUUUUGCGGUGGAGCCCGUCACGGUUGUCUCUGCAAUUCCAACUGAAAAACCAACUCACGUAGCCGAAUCGAUGAGUAACAACACAACUGCCGAGGUAACCACAGUUAAGACGACUCCUUCCACAUUUGUCGUUAAUACUGAAGCUCCUAUGCCAAUCCGGCGAGACAAAAGACAAGCUAAUAACAUGACGACAAAGAAGCCUGAAACUAUCACAAUGAAGCCUGUCGCUACCACGAAGAAGCCGAUUGCUACCACGAAGAAACCCUCGGUACCAAGCAACACAACUCCGGUUUUCGGUCGAAAAGUUUCAACUAGGGCCCCGAUCCCGGUGACACGUCGAGCUCGCCAGGGUACGACCGUCCGUCCAAGCGCCACAGGAUCACGUGUGACGACUAGAAAACCAGUCAACCCAACAACCAGACCACCAGUUAAACUUUCUCCAAUGCAGUCGACUGUCCACACGCCAGUAACGACGAAGCCGCUUCCAGUUACACCGAAAGUCUAACGCAACUUUGAGGACAACAGAAAUUCUAACGCAAAAUAAUUAAAUAUAUAAAGUACUAAAUCCUUUUACUAAUUUAAAUCAAAACUAACGUUGAACUUUUGUUCAAGCGGAGCUAUAGGUUCGAUUCUCUUAUCGGUUUUCUCAUUGGUGAAUUUGUCAAUAAAAUUUGAACUAAACUGGA
Messenger RNA from Daphnia pulex (common water flea), 2062 nucleotides. Its product is annotated as proteoglycan 4-like. The transcript has 2 exons. Bases 31 to 1881 code for a protein of 616 amino acids. Lineage: Eukaryota; Metazoa; Arthropoda; Branchiopoda; Diplostraca; Daphniidae. The record is from RefSeq and is a predicted model, not a curated record.